This is a messenger RNA of Lycium ferocissimum, 1397 nucleotides long. RefSeq names its product glutathione S-transferase U17-like. The transcript has 2 exons. Bases 105 to 851 code for a protein of 248 amino acids. Gene Ontology annotation, molecular function: glutathione transferase activity. Gene Ontology annotation, biological process: glutathione metabolic process. The record is from RefSeq and is a predicted model, not a curated record. Gene Ontology annotation, cellular component: cytoplasm. Lineage: Eukaryota; Viridiplantae; Streptophyta; Magnoliopsida; Solanales; Solanaceae.
UCAACCUAGUAUUAAUCAUACGUUAAAUUACCGAAGGAUAAUUAUCAAUUACAUGUGAGGAUCCCAAAGUUGUCCAAUCAUAAUAAGUACACUUACACAUUUGUAUGUUUCAUUACAAUAUACAAUCAGAGUCAUUAAGAAGAACUGAAUUGAGCAAUAUGGCAGGAAGUAGCAUUAAGGUUCUUGGUACACGUCCAAGUCCAUUUGUGAAUCGAGUUGAAAUAGCCCUCAACAUUAAAUCUGUGGAUUAUGAGUUCAUUACAGAGGAUAUUUUCAAUAAAAGUGAGCUUCUCCUUAACUCAAAUCCUGCUCAUAAGAAAAUCCCAGUUCUAAUCCAUGGUAAUAAGCCUAUUUGUGAGUCCCUUGUAAUUGUCCAAUAUAUUGAUGAGACAUGGACUAAUGGCCCAUCCAUUCUCCCUUCUGAUCCCCAUGACCGUGCCAUUGCUAGAUUUUGGGCUACCUAUGUAGAAAACAAGUGGUUCCCUUUUAUGUUGGAAGUGAGAGAGGCAGUAGGAAAGGAUGAAAAGGAAGCAGCAUUACAGAAAAUCGUAGAAGGGUUGUGCCUAUUAGAAGAGGCAUUUGUCAAGUGUAGCAAAGGGAAAGAUUUCUUUGGUGGAGACAAUAUUGGUUAUAUUGACAUUACUUUGGGCUGCUUCUUAGGGUGGAUAAGGGCAAUGGAGAUGAUGUUGGGCCUCAAUUUAAUAUAUGAAGCCCAAACACCAGGAUUGGCUGGUUGGGCUGAGAGGUUCUUGUCAGAGAAAGUUGUCAAGGAUGUCAUUUUGAGUCCAGACAAACUUGUUGAGAUUUAUAGCUUACUGCAGGCCCAAAAACAAGGUGCUAGUGCAAACUAGCUAGAGCAUUAUGUUACUAGCAAUGGUGGAUCCAGAAUUUAAUGUCAUAGUUUUUUAAUUGAAAGAGUGGAUUCCGAAAUGUAUCUGUAACUCUAUUUAGUACUUAGCUUUUCGCUCCUGCACACGUAACUUGAAGCGGUAGUGGGUUAUGCCAAAUGAUGAAUCAGAUGUUGGAUCCACUGAGAAAAUAAGGAUUAUAUAUCUAAAAAUAUUACCUUCGCUAUAAGUGACCUAUGUAUACAUAGGACAUACUUCUUAUGUCUUAAUUUAUGUGUCGUACUUUCCUUUUUAAUUUAUCUACAAGAUAUUAUCAUACUUUUUUAUUUAGAAACUUAAAAUUUACAUUAUAGAUUUUGAGUGAUGAUGAAAACUGAAUGUCAUAUUGAAUAUCAAGAGGAGUUUAAAUGCUAAGUUUUCUGAAGAAUACUAAUUGUACUGGGAAACUUGUUCAAAUCAAAACACUACUAAUACUAAGAGAUGACUAUAGACUAACAUGUAACAUAUUACGCUAGAUAUCUAUCUAAAUCAAAGGAUAAGCGCAAGAGA